Molecule: messenger RNA, 360 nt
Organism: Babesia bigemina
Lineage: Eukaryota; Apicomplexa; Aconoidasida; Piroplasmida; Babesiidae
Exons: 3
Coding region: 1-360 (119 amino acids)
Cellular component (GO): mitochondrion; respiratory chain complex IV
Source: RefSeq, a predicted model, not a curated record
AUGUUACCAAGGAAAUUCGAUAUUGUCCAUCCGAAAGAUUUGCAGUUUCUGGAGUCAUAUGACCACUUGGUCGUUGAUAAUCCGCACGUAGGGGACCCCCGAAAUUUACAGCACACUCAGUGGAAUUAUUGCCGAUUGCGUUACGCUCUGUUCUGUCGUUGUUGCAAAGAGCUUGGAGAAGGAAAUCCUCGCUGCAAGUACCAAUAUUAUAGAGCUGAAAUGGCGUGCACUCAGGACUUCUUAGACAUCGCAAACAAGUAUCGUGACAAUGGUAGGCGUGGAUUUUUGUCACAACAAAACCCAGGCACGCACUCUACUGACAUUCUACCAAGCCGUCAAGUUCACAAUAUUAGACAAUGA